This is a messenger RNA of Condylura cristata (star-nosed mole), 2380 nucleotides long. RefSeq names its product dimethylglycine dehydrogenase (gene DMGDH). Gene Ontology annotation, molecular function: protein binding; oxidoreductase activity. The record is from RefSeq and is a predicted model, not a curated record. Gene Ontology annotation, cellular component: mitochondrion. Lineage: Eukaryota; Metazoa; Chordata; Mammalia; Eulipotyphla; Talpidae. The coding region runs from base 74 to 2071 and encodes 665 amino acids. The transcript has 13 exons.
CUCGAUGAAGCUGACGAACUGGAGGAUUGAAUGAGUAAAGAGAGGAAAAACCACCUUCAUCUUCGGACACAAGAUGGAAAGACAGAGCAGAGACAGUGAUAAUUGGAGGUGGUUGUGUUGGUGUGAGUCUGGCUUAUCAUCUGGCCAAAGCUGGGAUGAAAGAUGUGGUCCUACUGGAGAAGUCAGAACUGACCGCUGGAUCUACCUGGCAUGCAGCUUUUGGGCACGUGAAGUCGGUAAGAUGAUCGGACUAGACCAUCCUCUCAUUCCGGUUCAGCAUCAGUAUGUUGUUACAUCGACAAUACCUGAAGUGAAAGCUUUGAAACGAGAACUUCCUGUGCUUCGUGACCUGGAAGGAUCUUAUUACCUCCGGCAGGAAAGGGAUGGACUUUUGUUUGGCCCGUAUGAAAGCCAGGAGAAAAUGAAAGUUCAGGACUCCUGGGUCAACAAUGGAGUCCCUCCAGGUUUUGGAAAGGAACUCUUUGAGUCUGAUCUAGACCGAAUCAUGGAACAUGUUGAAGCUGCUAUGGAAAUGGUUCCAGUCUUGAAAAAAGCUGACAUCAUCAAUAUCGUCAAUGGUCCCAUCACCUAUUCUCCUGACAUUCUACCUAUGGUAGGGCCCCAUCAGGGGGUCAGAAACUACUGGGUGGCUAUAGGCUUUGGAUAUGGCAUAAUCCAUGCUGGUGGAGUAGGGAAAUAUCUUAGUGACUGGAUCUUGCACGGUGAGCCUCCUUUUGAUCUGAUAGAAUUGGAUCCCAAUCGCUAUGGCAAGUGGACAACAACCCAGUACACUGAGGCCAAAGCAAGAGAGUCGUAUGGAUUCAACAAUAUUGUUGGUUAUCCUAAAGAAGAACGGUUUGCUGGGAGGCCAACUCAGCGAGUCAGUGGGCUUUAUAAAACCCUGGCGUCUAAGUGUUCCAUGGGGUUCCAUGCAGGCUGGGAGCAGCCCCACUGGUUCUAUAGACCAGGCCAGGAUUCUCAAUACAGACCAAGUUUCCGCCGCACAAACUGGUUUGAGCCUGUGGGUUCUGAGUAUAAACAGGUUAUGCAAAAAGUAGGGGUGAUUGACCUGUCACCCUUUGGCAAGUUUCACAUCAAAGGUCAAGACUCCAUUAGAUUGUUGGACCAUCUCUUUGCAAAUGUCAUUCCAAAGGUGGGUUUUACAAAUAUAAGUCACAUGUUAACACAAAAUGGUCGUGUAUAUGCUGAGUUAACUGUUUCUCAUCAGUCUCCUGGGGAGUUUCUAUUAAUUACUGGUUCUGGAUCAGAACUUCAUGAUCUUAGAUGGAUUGAAGAAGAGACAGCCAAAGGCGGAUACAACGUUGAAAUCAAAAAUGUAACCGAUGAGAUUGGGGUCCUUGGAGUUGCAGGGCCAUAUGCAAGAAAGGUCCUGCAGAAACUGACCUCUGAAGAUCUUAGUGAUGAUGUUUUCAAGUUUCUUCAAACUAAGUCUUUAAAGGUUUCCAACAUUCCUGUCACUGCUAUUAGGAUAUCUUAUACGGGUGAGCUGGGUUGGGAGCUGUACCACAGACGAGAAGAUUCCAUGGCUCUUUAUGAUGCUAUCAUGAAUGCAGGCCAGGAGGAGGGAAUUGACAAUUUUGGAACAUAUGCCAUGAAUGCCUUAAGACUGGAGAAGGCUUUCAGAUCCUGGGGGUCAGAGAUGAACUGUGAUACAAAUCCCUUGGAAGCUGGUCUGGAAUAUUUUGUAAAGCUUAAUAAGCCAGCAGACUUCAUAGGAAAGCAAGCACUGAAACAGAUUAAAGCCAAGGGGCUGAAACGGAGACUGGUCUGCCUCACCUUGGCAACGGACGAUGUUGAUCCAGAGGGAAAUGAAAGCAUCUGGUGUGAUGGCAAGGUGGUUGGCAACACCACAUCUGGAUGCUAUAGUUACAGCAUCCAAAAGAGUCUGGCUUUUGCGUAUGUUCCAGUGGAGCUGAGUAAAGUGGGACAACAAGUGGAAGUUGAGCUAUUAGGCAAAAAUUACCCUGCAGUCAUCAUACAAGAACCAUUGGUAUUGACAGAACCAACCAGGAACCGGCUUCAGAAGAAAGGCGGAAAGAACAAAAUUUGAAAAAGAUCUUCAGCAGUCAUGAUUGUAAUUGGUUUCUGGAGGAAGAAGCAAAAUCAAGAAUUCACCUUAAAAUCUAGACUUAGAGUCAAACUUUUCUCUCAAUUGCUUUUUAAACAAGAUAAAUGAUGGAGAAGUGAUUUACAUUGUCAUUUCAAAAGAAGGAAUUUGAAAUGAAAUGUUUGUAUUACCCUAUAUUAUUGUUCAUGAAAUUCAAUCAGGAGAAUGUGCAAUCAUUAUAACUGAAUUAGAGGACACUAUAUAAUUUUAAGAACAUAUGUAUGGUUCUUAUUAGCUAAAAACAAAUUAAUA